Messenger RNA from Ornithodoros turicata, 7587 nucleotides. RefSeq names its product synaptotagmin-5-like. The coding region runs from base 230 to 1849 and encodes 539 amino acids. Gene Ontology annotation, molecular function: calcium-dependent phospholipid binding; phosphatidylserine binding; calcium ion binding. NCBI's taxonomy places the organism in Eukaryota, Metazoa, Arthropoda, Arachnida, Ixodida, Argasidae. Gene Ontology annotation, biological process: regulation of dopamine secretion; calcium-ion regulated exocytosis; cellular response to calcium ion. Gene Ontology annotation, cellular component: exocytic vesicle; plasma membrane. The transcript has 10 exons. The record is from RefSeq and is a predicted model, not a curated record.
UCUCACUGUCUCAAGUGUUGGUUCUGUGUCUCCGUGCUUUCUAUUUCACGGGUCUUUCACCAGUUCGGAGAUUUAUCGUUUCCAGCAGGACAAUCGUUGGAUUUCCGUGUGUCGCUCAAGCCUGUCGUGUGACAAUCGUGCUGAGAACGGGGAUCACAUUGUCAGUCAUCGAAAACUCUACCGUUCCAUAAAAAGAGGCAAUAUCGACCGCAGCGCCUCCGCGGUUACCAUGGUUUCGCCCUCAGUUCUCGGAGCCGCCGCUGCAAUGGGGCUGGCGCUGCUCAUAAUCGUCUCAGUGGUCUUCUACCGGUUCUACGCCCGCAACCGGAAGUUGGCGUCCCUGACGCAAUUUCCGGGGAGCUACAACCACGCCUCCUCCAGCAACGUAGCCGGCAAGAAGAGGUUAUUGGUCAUGACCGAAGCGAAAGCCUCCAUGGCUCAGCAACAGAAUUUUGCCAUCUUCCGUGAGCAGCCUCGACGUAGCGAUUCGGCGACGCCUCCCUUGGUGUGUUCCUCCUCGGGUCCGGUCCCUGGAGGUAGUGCUCCACAGACCACCAAUGGCACGGAUCACAUGUGCGUCAGACUCUCGCUGCCGGACGUUCACCUCCCAGAUGAGAAAGUCUCCCCAUCGCACUCCUCCUACUCCUUGCCCACCAUGCGGCGAAGGUCUCCCGUUGUGGCCCGUGCCAAGUCCGUAGAUGCCCGUGCCAUGCCUUUCAUUCACCGCCUGUCCAUUUCUGGCCGCUCGGACAGCCAGGAGCUAGUCCCUGGACCCAAGAGUCCCAGUCCAUUUAUCCGAACCCCUUCACCGGAGCACGCCGGGGACCUGCAGCACUUGGACCGGCCCUCCUCGCCAGCAGCAGGUCGACCGCGCUCACUAUCGCCUUUGCUAUCCCCAGCUUACUCCGUCAACUCGGACACAACUAACGCUGGAGCGAUUAGUCCUAUUGGCCCCCAUUCUCUCCUAGGUAACAUCCAGCCGGACUUGUACAAGAAGAAGGACACCGUGUUCUUCCAGUCCAAAGACUCGCGGUGCACAUCAAACAAGUUCGGCAGGCUUCACUUUCGGCUCAAAUACGACUUCGACAAGUCAGAUCUCGUAGUGCACGUUAUCGAAGCAAUGGAGCUAGGACAGAUCUCUGACGACGGUUUCAAUGACCCUUACAUCAAGGUGAAGAUGCUGCCCGAGGUCGACUCUAAACAGAGGCAAACUCUUAUCCGGAGAAAUUCAACGGAUCCUUUCUUUAACGAGACGUUCAAGUUUCCAGUCUCCUUCGAUGACGUGCCUACCAAAACGCUGCUUUUUCAGGUAUUUGACUACGAUAGAUUCUCUCGAAAUGACGUCACUGGCGAAGUACGAGUUCCUCUGAGCGAUAUCGACGUCACCACUGAAACUGAAGUGUGGUGCGAGAUAGAGAAGACAGAAAAGGUGAAGCACGACCGGCCUGAAGUGCUUCUGUCUCUAAGUUAUUUGCCGUCUGCUGGACGCCUCACUGUUGUUGUGCUAAAGGCUUCCAAUUUGGUACCGGAGACCAAGAAAGAAAAACCAGACACAUAUGUAAAAGUCAGCCUCACAUGUGGUGACCGCAAGGUGAAGAAAAAGAAGACCUCAACCAAGAAGACGUCAGGAAACCCAGUUUGGAACGAAGCCCUUUGCUUCGACGUCGGUAGCUCCGACGACCUGCAGCAUGCUCACUUAGCCGUAGCCGUCUGCCACCACGGUACAAACGCCGCCAUCGGAGCUUGUCUACUAGGCCUCGGCGAGAACUCUCAACAAGCUGCCCACUGGCAAGACAUGCUCGCCAAUCCCCGCAAGUCCAUAGCUAUGUGGCACUCGCUCGAGGUGUAAUUCUUUUAUUUCCUUCAAAUCGUCCCGGUACCUUUAAAGAAGGGUUGUUUGUCUCAAAUCGGGAAUCGUUUUUCUCAGAUAGGCUACAAAUUAAGGAAGGUCCCACGUGGUCAAGGCAAGCGCCUAGUUGGAUUCUGCAUGCUAGCCCGUUUGAUGACGUUUGCUGUUGGCGCUUGAGAAGUGGCUAUCGUUCACUGUUGCGCGUCACAAAAAAGUGAAAUCUGUUGUCAAGUUGUUGAAAGUCUAACUCUGUUUGUAAAUCGUACAGUUACUGUUUACAGCUUGACGUUGAAGCUAUGAAAGAUAUGGAACGUUGUUCGGGUCAGGUUUCGGAAGUACAAAGCAACAUAGAUGUAAUGCAGAGCUUGAACCGGAAGGAAGCUGAAUGGAUCAGCAUGGUUUAUAUUGCGAUACUCACCUUAUAUAAGCUGAGUAUUUUGAGAUCUGUUUGUGGUUCAGCAUGGUGAUAUCGACGGGUUUUUUUUUUUUUUCAUAGUUAGAAGAUACGUUAGUUAUUGGCAUAGAACUGGGAAGACCAUUACCCGAAAAUGAAGUCAGGCUUGAUGGAAAUUAGCUGCACGUUUUUGACCAAAAAGGCCAAAGCUCAAUACCUUGCAGGGAAAAGGAAGGAUUAUCACGAAGUCUAGUUGUACAAAUGACGUUAUGGCGCAGCGUACAGGAUUCCCUUUCGUUAGGAUUGCAGAAAAUGAGAGGGUGAGGUUGAACAGGGUAGAAGUUGAACACAACAGAGUGUAGCACGAAAGAUGGUGUUCCUACAGAAGCAUACCUCGGGAAAAUUUUUGUUGCAAUGGUGCUUUGGAUACGAUGGUACGUGAGAAGGCUACAUGAAAACCAUUUGGCACCAUCACCGUGUUUCUACACGAUCUCAUAUUGCAUUUAUAGCUCUCUUUACUCUGAGGUAUACUUCACAGCAGUGUCCGUUUCUGACCCUUCGUGGUGAAAUGGUGUCUUCUAAACCCCAACCUCUCCAAACUGUCGACACCCAUCACUCGCGUACUAGAUUUAGGAGGUUUAUGUGAGAAUUCAAAGUGUGCUCACACUUCACAGUUUCGUGUGGGUCUGAACUAUUUCGCAACUAUUCUGAACUAUUUCACCAUGCGCGGAAAGCAAACUUGUUUCCGUUUUUCUGGACCAGUAAUAACACAAUCAUUUUAAAAAGCAGGCUUCCGUCUUCGAAAAAAAAACAAAAAAAACGUGAACUUAAUUACCUCAUAUAGUGUUGCGCAGGGCGAAAUUUUUUACCCGUUUAAUCGGUGUACAUUUUAAAUUGCAUAAGGAUAACAAAAUAUGUUUUCCAUGAAACCGAUUUAGUAUUGAACCUUUCUCCAUCUUCUUCUAGCGUGUUGCAUUGCAGAGAUACAUGAAACUUUUAUUCUUAUAUCUAUAGGUACAACCCUGCAAUUAAUGCUUCGUAGGUACCAAUUGAGCAGGUCGAAAAUUGUAUUCUUCACGAAUUUUCCUGCAAUUUUUUUCCACAUUUAAAAUCUCGAUGCGUGUAAGGCGCCCUACAUUGAAAUUCCCCCGUUUUUCACCUGGUCAAUAACAGUGCACGAUACACAAUGCCUUCGGAGUUAGGAGAGGACGUCCCUCCACACACGCACACACAGACACUCAGCUCAUGCACUAAAGGCUAAUGCAAACUUUUCGUCGAAAGUGCUGCGUCCUUUCUCCGAGUAACCCGUGCUUCUCCGCUUCAAAUAACUAAUCAAAUGACACAAUAGUAAUGAAACCAGUUACAGUACACAAUGCUAAAAAAUUGAAAAAAAUAAGGAGGGGGUGGGGGCGACAGCAACAGCGUCUACUCUAAAUAAGGCCAGCUCGGUGCACAUGGGCAUGGGCAGCCAAUACCCUCGGACGAUUUUAAACCCAGGCUUCCUCUGGCUACCAGCGGCUGCUCAUGCGGCUGUGAACGGCCGCCGAAAGCCACGUCUCCCUCCUUCACUACGUGGAUACAUAAAGUCAGAAUUCGUCUGCUACCGCAAUUCGCAGUACUGCAAUUACGGUAGUUCUCGACAAGUUCUCUACAAGUUAUCGAAUUCGCAGUACUGCGAAUUCGAGAACUCGCAAAUGAUUGCAGCCAACUUCGCAAAUUUCAACCUGUAGACGAAAAGUGCAACAAACUUUCCAGAAAAUCAGCUUUGACAAAAAUAUGGGACCGUUUUGCGCCUUAUUUUGUUUUCUCAUUUAAUACGCGGGGACGUUCCCUACGUUCGCAGACGACAGUGGCUGCCCAUGCGGCUGACGGUGGCCCGUUUCCGUGGCUACGACCGCUGAAAGCACGUUCGUGAUUGGCUACGGCCGUUGGAAACACGAGCCUGAUUGGCUGACUCUUACCACGAGUAAGCAGGCUUUAUAUAUCUAGGUGGUAUUGCGAAAGCGCGUCGUGAAUGGCGAACUCUUCAUGACUACGUUACGUCUUUCAAGCCAUGGUUCAAGCAAUCAGGCUUCGUUUAGGCGGCGUGGCACGCGAUACGAAGCCAUCUGCUUCAGCAAUUCGCAGCAGGCGAUGUGAAAUGCAGAAAGACUGAGACUGCAAGUGACUGCGUGUCUGGCUCAAGGCAGCUGGUUUCCAUGCUACGGUCACCAGAAAGUGUUGUGACUCAUGCUCUACAUUGAGUACAGAGCUGGCCUCCUUCAGUGGAGAUGGCGUUGGCGCUGUAGAUCUGGUGCGUGGUGGACAAAGGCCACAUUUACCUGAGUCUGAGGAACGAACGCCGAGACAAAACGAAGCGUAGGACACGAGGUGUAAACCGGUAAUUAAAAAGAAAAUACUUGUUUUUCUAUCAUAUUGCGUUGUGUUCCUCAGACUCGAGGAAACUUUACCUCUAUGUACAAAAAUGCUCACGAUUUUUUUAAAUUUUUUAAUGGGGUUCCUUUCUCCACAAUAACGUAGGGUUAUCGCAGCAAAACACAUACAUAGCUAAAGGAAAAUCAGACAGUAACGAAAGUGACUAUUACUGUGCUCUCUUCAAAGCAUCCAAAGUUGCCAACUGUAACCUAAGCAUUUCAUUCACCAUCUCACACACCGGUACAUAAAAACGACAUUGCGACUCAGGAACUACAUCCUAAUUUAAGUGAGAAUUCCCGCAAAACACGCGCCAAAACACGCCUGUGUAAAGAUAACUUUCGCGCUCACUAAACACGCUUACGAUCAGACUUUGCUGCGAGCACCGUAUGCUUAUAAAACUACUACAUUUGUUUAUGUAGCAGUAUAUACCCUUUGCACUCGCAUUUGAAUAAUGUCGGAGAAAAUAAUUACUAAUCGUUCCUUUUAAAGCAUGGCUACUAGUAGACAUUCAUCAAAGUACCCUAGCACACUUCGAGCAGUUCAGCACACAAGGUCCCCUGGGCUGUUUCGCUCUGCACCCUGACCGUUAGAAUUUUUGCACAUCCCGAGGCGUUUUCAUAACGUUGAGUGUUGUGAUGAUAUGACCAUGUUCACUGUUGCCUUCCAUACUUCCUUUGGAGCAGUGGUUCACGGUCAGAGAGCCCAAUCCACACACUCGCAUCAAAGAGCUUCACAAAUAUAUUUUUUCUCCGAAGGACAUUAUAGAGAAUGACUUUUGUACGCUUUCAACACUAUACUAUUGCUUCUAACACUGCUCAGAAUUUUUUUACUUUAUAGGUCUCAUGUCUUCUUGUGACGCAUUGUUUCGUGAAACUGUGCAAAGAAAUUUUGCCGUCUGUCGCGACGGUGAUGGAUGCACAAAAUGCCGCGAGACACGGAUGACAGAGUCGUGGUUGGAUAUUCAGCCUGUCAAGUCCUGCGCAGUACGCGUACAUUCUUAGGAAUGGCAUUGUUCAAAAAUAAUACCUGCGAAACGUAUGCGUGGCGUGAACAAAGGAUAUUAACAUUUUGUUUUUUUGCUUUUUUUUAACGGGGGUUUAGUUAGAAUAUAAUACGGGCCCUUAGGUUGAGCACGAUUCUAAGCAUAUUAAAUUCCUCUCCAGAAAGUAUGUGGAUUGUAACGCUACGAAAUAUUCUGAAUAAAAAAUAAAAAAUAAUUGCAUAAACACUAGUUCACGUAGUACACAUGUGUGCGCCCUUUUAGAAUGAACUUUUUGCACGAAAAGUGCAUAAAUUUGUAAUAUUCCCCCGUUCUAUCCUUUCCCAUUGAUUCGGCCAGAAACACCGUUAUAAAACGCUGACGAACCACGAAUUUUCUAGUGCGCAUUGUUCCGUGCAAGUCCCCAUGUCGUACAUGUGUUUCACGACCCUCUAUCCUUUCCACACUGAAGUGAUACUGCACCACCAACUGUGAAUAAUUCAACUUUCUGCACACACACGACGUGAACGUGCUACGGUGGCUGGGCUUCCAGGAUAGUGCGGAGUCGAAUGCGGUCUGAAUAGAAAGUAAACUGAGCUGGAGGCCUCUCGAGUUUCUUCGUAAUGUGACGAAGGAGCAAAGAAAGAGCAGGCAUGCACGCUUAGCGAUCAAAAUGUGGUUCGUAUCUGAUAGAAAGGAAACACACACAUUGGAAAAUCCUGCAACCACUCGUGGUUUAUUUACAGUAAAAUAUUUGGAACACAGGCCCGAAAAAGUAAAAGGUACAAAGAAGUUCCCCGAGGGGGCUCGUAAAAUGUCACUCACCGGGUGCGCCUGAACAAAGAAAGACGCUUGACGCUAACUCGAGUAUAUAACGUAAUAAAAUAAAUAAUGUAGAGAGGAAUUCGUGAUCCUUCGGGCGCUUAAGAGCCUAACGGAGUUUAAGAUACCUUAAAAGUGCCACCAUUGACGAUUUAGGUAUUUCCAUGUGGUAAUCUGGCAAUACUGGCGAAGAGAGUUCUGGAAGUGAAAUGCCGAAUACCGUAUCACCUUCGCCUCUUCCCUGCCAUACACGACCAAGAACAAAACAACAACUUGUGGUGCCUCCUUCUUAGGAUAUGCAUCGUGAACCACUGCUCUCAACCACUCGUUCGCAAAUUUCCCCACAGGUAAAAGAAAAAAACAACACUUUUUCUCCUUCCAUGUCCCACAAUGAUCCCUUUCCAACAUGGCAUGUGGGGAUUCAUGUAUAAGUACAGCCGUCGUUCACAGAGCUACUGAGAGAGCUAUUAGCGCUCGCUUGGUUAAGCCAGUACAAACUGAAAGCCCUCAAAGUUAAGAAAAACAACUCUCACUAACUGAUUCAGCCGAGAUAUAUACACGCGUAUGACUUGUAUGUGUUUGAGAAAACUCUGUGUCCUGGAUGUACAGACUGCAUUGUUUGUUUGUGUGAAUAACAAAGAAAAAAGUCUUGCCUGUGUCUUACUGUACAUAUGCUUUUGUUAAAGUGUCGUUGUAUCAGAAGUAUUUUUGCGAAUGUCUGAAUCCCCGUGGUACGAAAUAUCUAUGGUGAUAUUAAGAGACACCUUAUCGUCGAGCCCGGAUACAACGUGUGCGGGGUUGUGGUGUUACUAAGGUGCUUGUGUAUAACGAAAAAAAAAACUGUUAUUGCGAUGUACUCAAGAAUAAUAAAUACCACUCUGUUCUUCGCUGUCUUGCUGUUGUAGCAUAUUCAACCUAAGAUACACCCCUGCCAAUGAAAGAUCAGUACACCAUACCUACCGUUUUAUACACCAUCCUGCCGUAAGAACGUUAUAUCCGGGUUCGCACAUAUACCUACAUAUGAUGAAAUUGAAACUCUACAUAUAUAUUUCUGUGUAUAUUAUACGGUAUGAAUUAUGUAAGUAUGUAUCAGCCUGACUUGCUGAAUAUAUAGUGUAUGUUAUUCGA